UGCCUGUCUCCGAAGCGAGGAGCGGAUUGGCUUCACGGAGGCCGCGCCCCCGAAGUCACGGCCGGCGGGCAUUUGGAAAUAGCUUGUCAUUUCCCUCCUUCAACCUGUACCAUUCUUCAAGAAACGGCGCCAACGGAAGUGGGUCGCAGGAAGAGGAAGUCCCGCCUCUCUCUCCUCAGGCAGCAGCAACGCGGAGGAAACGGGAGUGAACGGAGAGCGUAGUGACCAUCAUGAGCCUCCUCAACAAGCCCAAGAGUGAGAUGACCCCAGAGGAGCUGCAGAAACGAGAGGAGGAGGAAUUUAACACCGGUCCACUCUCUGUGCUCACACAGUCAGUCAAGAACAAUACCCAAGUGCUCAUCAACUGCCGCAACAAUAAGAAACUCCUGGGCCGCGUGAAGGCCUUCGAUAGGCACUGCAACAUGGUGCUGGAGAACGUGAAGGAGAUGUGGACUGAGGUACCCAAGAGCGGCAAGGGCAAGAAGAAGUCCAAGCCAGUCAACAAAGACCGCUACAUCUCCAAGAUGUUCCUGCGCGGGGACUCGGUCAUCGUGGUCCUGCGGAACCCGCUCAUCGCCGGCAAGUAGGGGCCGCCUGUCUGUUGACAGAACUCACUCCUCUGUCCUAUGAAGACCGCUGCGAUUGGUGUUGAGAAUAAUAAAGCUCUGUGUUUUUUUCUA
Pan troglodytes (chimpanzee) is the source of this 680-nucleotide messenger RNA. It is a transcript of the gene SNRPD2, whose product is annotated as small nuclear ribonucleoprotein D2 polypeptide. The record is from RefSeq and is a predicted model, not a curated record. Gene Ontology annotation, cellular component: small nuclear ribonucleoprotein complex. NCBI's taxonomy places the organism in Eukaryota, Metazoa, Chordata, Mammalia, Primates, Hominidae. The transcript has 4 exons. Bases 231 to 587 code for a protein of 118 amino acids. Gene Ontology annotation, biological process: RNA splicing. Gene Ontology annotation, molecular function: RNA binding.